UUACUGUCUUUACCUUUAGCCUACCAAUUGAUUUUUCAAAUAAUAGGCCUAUUAAAUUAUUAUCUAGACUUCGUAUAUCAAAAUAAAAAAAUAUCUUAAAAUAGAAGUGUAGGCGUAUUUGUUUUUGGUGUCUAAAUUCCAGUCAAUUUGGAUUGGGAUAUUCAGUGCUAUUCGGCAAUUUACGGUGUUUUGCGAAAGCGCCUGUAAAAAAUUUUCAAACAAAUCACAGUAGUGCCAGUAGUCUAUAUUGUAGCUUACUGUAAAGACAAUAAAUGGAUAAAAUACCAAAAGUUGAAGGUCAUUGUGACAAUGACAAUUUGAAAGCUGAUGCAGACACUGAUAAAAACGAUAAUAAAUUUGACUAUGAGACACAGCAUUUUGGUUUUACUCCUAUCACCAUGGUUAAUGGAAUGUUUAAUGCAGUGUGUGACUUUUACAGAGAAGCAAUCAAAGUGUUUUGUAAAACAUUAAAAGAAAAAUAUCCAAAUGUUAUGAGUGAUGAGGAAUUGAAAAAAGCCGGCCAUGCUGUCAGUGAAUUAAUUGAUAAAGAUGUUUGCGAGGUUUUUGAUGCUAUGGAGUUUUUUUUACUUCGGGAUGUGUUCUCUAUACCAGCUAAUGUUAUCUUACCAGAGGAUGUUUGUCAGCUAACACGGCUUGAUAAAGAGGCUGAAAAUGAUUUAGAAAAAAGAAUAUCUGAAGUAAAGAAGAGAAUAAUUUCAGUAAAGUAUGCUAAUGCUGUGUUAAGUCAACACUUAGAAGAUUCCCAGGCCUUGAGAGCUUCAAUAGACAACAUCAAGAAACUAAUUUCAGAAAGCAACAUCUCACAAACUGGUGGUAAAGGUAUCAAAGACUGGCUCUCUUAUUACAGUGAACAUUUAAAGAAUUCUGUUCUGGAAUAAUUUCUUCUGAUGGUGUCCUGAUCUAUGCAUUUGAUAUAAAUAUAUAUUGUUUUCUGUGAUUUUUUAUUUUCACUUCAAACUUUUGAAGUUAAGCACCAAUUAAAAAUUUGAGUUUUUAAUGUUCCGCAACUAGCUUAUAUAAUAACCUUUUGACAGUAAUCUGUAAUUUUGCAUACAUACCUGUUUUAGAUUUGAUAGUACAUUUGAACUAAAUACCUUGUUGAAAUGUGAGCCUUUUUUUUUACUUUACCAUGAACAAUAGUGUCUCAAUGCAGUUGUGGGACAGCAUGAGCACAUAAUAAAAGUUCUCUAAAGGUAGCCAUAGUCAGGGAAAUAGAUGAACUAAAUUCAUCUACCUCAUAAAAUUAGUUGAUUAAACUGUUAUUUGCAUUACUUCUUUUUCUAUUGCCAUGUAAAAAUGUACAUUUUGAAUAGUCUGUGCCUACUGUAAAAAAUUCAUGUUGAAAU
Molecule: messenger RNA, 1367 nt
Organism: Physella acuta
Lineage: Eukaryota; Metazoa; Mollusca; Gastropoda; Physidae
Product: protein MIS12 homolog
Biological process (GO): mitotic cell cycle; mitotic sister chromatid segregation; kinetochore assembly
Cellular component (GO): MIS12/MIND type complex; chromosome, centromeric region; nucleus
Source: RefSeq, a predicted model, not a curated record